AUGGCGGCGGCGGCGGGCGGCGGCAGUUGCCCCGGGCCUGGCUCCGCGCGGGGCCGCUUCCCGGGCCGGCCGCGGGGUUCGGGCGGGGGCGGGGGCCGCGGCGGACGCGGCAGCGGGGCCGAAAGAGUGCGGGUAACCCUGCGGCGCGGUGGCGCGGUGGGGCCCGGCGGGGCCGAACCCGGAGAGGACACGGCCCUACUCCGCUUGCUGGGAUUCCGUCGGGGCCUGCGCCGGCUCCGCCGCCUGUGGGCCGGCCCGCGGGUUCAUCGAGGCCGGGGCCGGGGCCGGGGCCGUGGCUGGGGCUCGGGCCGAGGCUGCGUGCCGGAGGAGGAAAGCAGUGACGGGGACACGGACGAGGAGGAGUUUCAGGGUUUUCAUUCAGAUGAAGAUGUGGCCCCCAGUUCCCUGCGCUCUGCGCUCCGAUCCCAGCGAGGUCGAGCCCCCCGAGGUCGGGGCCGAAAGCAUAAGACGACCCCCCUUCCUCCUCCUCGCCUAGCAGAUGUGACUCCUAUCCCCCCAAAGACCCCUGCUCGGAAACGGGGUGAGGAGGGCACAGAACGGAUGGUGCAGGCACUGACUGAACUUCUCCGGCGGGCCCAGGCACCCCCAGUCCCCCGGAACCGGGCAUGUGAACCCUCAACCCCCCGUCGGUCUCGGGGACGACCCCCAGGACGGCCAGCAGGCCCCUGCCGGAAGAAGCAGCAAGCAGUAGUGGUAGCAGAAGCGGCUGUGACAAUCCCUAAGCCCGAGCCCCCACCUCCUAUGGUUCCAGUAAAACACCGAACUGGCAGCUGGAAGUGCAAGGAGGGACCUGGUCCAGGACCUGGCACUCCCAGGCAUGGAGGACAGCCUGGGAGAGGAGGCCGUGGAGGCAGGGGCAGAGGCCGAGGCGGGCUUCCCCUCAUGAUCAAGUUUGUUUCAAAGGCCAAAAAGGUGAAGAUGGGACAGUUGUCCUUGGGAUUCGAAUCAGGUCAGGGUCAAGGUCAACAUGGGGAAAGCUGGCAGGAUACACCCCAGAGAAGAGUUAAAUCUGGACAGGAAGGGGGUCCUUGUUGGAAGAAGCAGGAGCAGAACCUGGAGGAGGAAGGAGAGGAGAAGAAAAAAGAAGCAGAGGGAGACAAAGAGCUGGCAGAGGAGAAGGAAGAGACAGCUAUGGUAGAGGAAGAGGUGAUGCUGGCCAAGGAAAAGGAAGAGGCGAAGCCAUUGUCACCGCCCCUGACUCCUCCAGCUCCUGUACCUCCUCCUCCUCCUCCUCCUCCUCCUCCUCCUCCUCCACCUCCACUUUGCCCUCCCCCCUCCUCAGCCUCUCCCCCUCCCCCACCCUCCUCUCCACUGCCUCCAGCCCCUGAGGAGCAGGAAGAGUCCCCUCCUCCUGUGGUCCCAGCUACCUGCUCUAGAAAGAGGGGCCGGCCUCCUCUGACUGCCAGCCAGAGGGCAGAACGGGAAGCUGCUCGGGCCGGGCCAGAAAGCACCUGUCCUCCCACUCCAAACCCCAGCAGCACCGUAGGAGGCCCUCCAGAAGACAGUCCCACCGUGGCCCCCAAAAGUACCACUUUCCUGAAGAAUAUACGGCAGUUUAUUAUGCCCGUGGUGAGUGCCCGCUCCUCCCGUGUCAUCAAGACCCCCCGGCGAUUUAUGGAUGAAGACCCACCCAAGCCCCCAAAGGUGGAGGUCUCCCCUGUUCUGCGACCUCCCAUUGCCACCUCCCCAGCUGCUCCCCAAGAACCACCACCGCCAGUCCCAUCUCCACCGCGUGCCCCGACUCCCCCAUCCACCCCAGUUCCACUCCCUGAGAAGAGACGGUCCAUCCUGAGGGAGCCCACAUUCCGCUGGACCUCACUCACCCAGGAGACGCCGCCUCCCCCACCCGCCCCUCCCCCAGCCCCAUCACCACCCCCUGCCCCUGUUGCUCCCUCCCGGAGGCCGCUACUCCUUCGUGCCCCUCAGUUUACCCCAAGUGAAGCCCACCUGAAGAUCUAUGAAUCGGUGCUUACUACUCCCCUUGGGGCUCCGGAAGCCCCUGAGCCAGAGCCUCCUCCCGCUGACGACUCUCCCGCUGAGCCUGAGCCACGGGCAGUGGGCCGCACCAACCACCUCAGCCUUCCACGAUUUGUCCCUGUGGUCACCACUCCUGUUAAGGCCGAGGUGCCUCCCCACGGGGUUCCUGCUCCAAGCAGUGGGCAGCAGCCCCUCCAAGCCCUGCAGCCCCAGCUCCUGUCCCAGCCACUGCCUCCACCGCAGCCCCAAGCCCAGCCACAGUUUCAGCUGCAGCCAGCCUCGCCAUCACCGCAGCACACAGCCGUACUGGAGAAGGCCCGGGCCACAAGCCUGGGUUCGCCACCACUGUCUGGGGUGGAGGAGAAAAUGUUCAGCCUUCUCAAGAGAGCCAAGGUGCAGCUGUUUAAGAUUGACCAGCAGCAGCAGCAGAAAGUGGCGGCCUCAAUGCCGCUGAGCCCUGGAGGGCAAAUGGAAGAGGCCGUGGGGCCCAUCAAGCAGGCCCCAGACAGAAGUGGUCUCAAGUCUGAAGAUGAAUCAUUGGAAGCUAAGAGAGAGCGAGCAUCGGGCCCUGAGUCCCCUGUGCAAGGGCCCCGCAUCAAACAUGUCUGCCGCCAUGCUGCUGUAGCCCUGGGUCAGGCACGGGCCAUGGUGCCUGAAGAUGUCCCCCGCCUCAGUGCCCUCCCUCUCCGAGACCGGCAGGACCUUGCCACCGAGGAUACGUCGUCAGCGUCGGAGACUGAGAGCGUACCAUCCGGGUCCCAGCCAGGAAAGGUGGAAGCAGCAGGCCCUGGGGGAGACUUGGAGCCUGCGGGGUCUGGAGGCACCCUGGCCCACACACCCCGGCGCCCCCUGCCCUCCCAUCAUGGCAAGAAGAUGCGGAUGGCCCGCUGUGGGCACUGUCGGGGCUGUCUGCGUGUGCAGGAUUGUGGGUCCUGUGUCAACUGCUUAGACAAACCUAAGUUUGGGGGCCCCAACACGAAGAAGCAGUGCUGUGUAUACCGGAAGUGUGAUAAGAUAGAGGCUCGCAAGAUGGAGCGGCUGGCCAAAAAAGGCCGGACGAUAGUGAAGACGCUGUUGCCCUGGGAUUCCGAUGAAUCUCCUGAGGCCUCCCCUGGUCCUCCAGGCCCACGCCGGGGGGCGGGAGCUGGGGGGCCCCGGGAGGAGGUGGGGCCCACCCCUGGGCCCGAGGAGCAGGACUCCCUCCUACUGCAGCGCAAGUCAGCCCGGCGCUGCGUCAAACAGCGGCCGUCCUAUGAUGUCUUCGAGGACUCAGACGACUCGGAGCCCGGGGCUCCUGCUCCACGGCGCCGGACUCCCAGAGAACAUGAGCUGCCUGUGCCAGAACCUGAGGAGCAGAGCAGGCCCCGCAAACCCACCCUGCAGCCUGUGUUGCAGCUCAAGGCCCGAAGGCGUCUGGACAAGGAUGCUUUGGUCUCUGGCCCCUAUGCUUCUUUUCCCAAUGGCUGGACUGGGAAACAGAAGUCUCCCGAUGGCGUGCACCGGGUCCGUGUGGACUUUAAGGAGGAUUGCGACCUAGAGAAUGUGUGGCUGAUGGGUGGCCUGAGUGUGCUGACGUCCGUGCCUGGGGGGCCGCCAAUGGUGUGCUUGCUGUGUGCCAGCAAAGGCCUCCAUGAGUUGGUGUUCUGCCAAGUCUGCUGUGACCCUUUCCACCCAUUCUGCCUGGAGGAGGCGGAGAGGCCCCUUCCCCAGCAUCACGACUCUUGGUGCUGCCGCCGCUGCAAAUUCUGCCAUGUCUGUGGACGAAAAGGUCGAGGAUCCAAGCACCUCCUAGAGUGUGAGCGCUGCCGCCAUGCCUACCACCCAGCCUGCCUAGGACCCAGCUACCCCACCCGGGCCACUCGAAGACGUCGCCACUGGAUCUGUUCAGCAUGCGUGCGCUGUAAGAGCUGUGGGGCGACUCCGGGCAAGAACUGGGACGUGGAGUGGUCUGGGGAUUAUAGCCUCUGCCCUAGGUGCACCCAGCUCUAUGAGAAAGGAAACUUCUGCCCAAUUUGCACCCGCUGUUACGAAGACAAUGACUACGAAAGCAAGAUGAUGCAGUGCGCGCAAUGUGACCACUGGGUGCACGCCAAGUGUGAAGGGCUCUCAGACGAAGACUAUGAGAUUCUCUCUGGGCUGCCAGACUCCGUGCUCUACACAUGUGGGCCGUGUGCAGGUGCCACACAGCCCCGAUGGCGGGAGGCCCUGAGUGGGGCCCUCCAGGGGGGCCUGCGCCAGGUGCUCCAGGGCCUGCUCAGCUCCAAGGUGGCCGUCCCACUGCUGCUGUGUACCCAGUGUGGGCAGGAUGGGAAGCGCCUGCACCCAGGAGCCUGUGGUUUGCAAGCUGUAGGUCAGCGCUUUGAGGAAGGCCACUACACGUCUGUGCACAGCUUCAUGGAGGACAUGGUGAGUGUCCUGACGAGGCGCGCAGAAGAAGGCGAGGCCCCUGAGCGUCGGGCAGGGGCUCAGGUGAAGGGGCUUCUGCUAAAGCUGCUAGAGUCUGCGUUCGGCUGGUUCGACGCCCAUGAUCCCAAGUACUGGCGACGGAGUACCCGGCUGCCAAAUGGAGUCCUCCCCAACGCGGUAUUACCCCCAUCCCUGGAUCACGUCUAUGCUCAGUGGAGACAGCAGGAACUGGAGACCCCAGAAUCAGGGCAGCCUCCAGGGGAUCCCUCAGCAGCUGUGCAGGGCAAGGAUGCAGCUGCAUUCUCACACUUGGAGGACCCUCGGCAGUGUGCGCUCUGCCUCAAGUAUGGGGAUGCUGACUCUAAAGAGGCGGGACGGCUCCUCUACAUUGGGCAGAAUGAGUGGACACACGUCAACUGUGCCAUUUGGUCAGCUGAAGUAUUUGAGGAGAACGACGGGUCCCUCAAGAAUGUGCAUGCCGCUGUGGCUCGGGGGCGGCAGAUGCGCUGCGAGCUCUGCCUGAAGCCUGGGGCCACGGUGGGCUGCUGCCUGUCCUCCUGCCUCAGCAACUUCCACUUCAUGUGUGCCCGGGCCAGCUACUGCAUCUUCCAGGAUGACAAGAAGGUCUUCUGCCAGAAGCACACCGACCUCCUGGAUGGCAAGGAGAUCGUGACCCCUGAUGGGUUCGAUGUUCUCCGCCGCGUCUAUGUGGACUUCGAGGGCAUCAACUUCAAGCGAAAGUUCUUGACAGGGCUUGAACCUGAUGCCAUCAAUGUGCUCAUUGGCUCCAUCCGGAUUGACUCCCUUGGCACUCUGUCUGACCUCUCUGAUUGUGAGGGCCGUCUCUUCCCCAUCGGCUACCAGUGCUCCCGCCUCUACUGGAGCACAGUGGAUGCUCGGAGGCGCUGCUGGUACCGGUGCCGGAUUCUGGAGUAUCGCCCGUGGGGGCCUAGGGAGGAGCCUGUCCACCUAGAGGCUGCCGAGGAGAACCAGACCAUUGUGCACAGCCCCACCCCGUCCCCAGAGCCUGCAGAUCAUGAGGAAUCCCCGCCAGAUGCAGACACCCUCACCCCUGGAGCUGCCCAGCACCCAUCACCCAUCCUGAAUCUGGAUCCCCCCCUGCGGCUGGAUGCCAGCAGCGCUCCUCCUCCAGCCCCCCGCUCCUUCUCAGGGGCUCGAAUCAAAGUGCCCAACUAUUCCCCCUCGCGGAGGCCCCUGGGAGGUGUCUCCUUUGGCCCGUUGCCGUCCCCUGGAAGCCCUUCUCUGACCCACCACAUCCCCACAGUGGGAGACCUCGACUUCCCCGCUCCUCCCAGACGCGCUCGGCGGCCCAGCCCGCUGGCCCCCAGGCCCCCUCUGUCCUGGCGAGCCUCCCCUCCUCUGCGAGCCUCCCCUCCGCUCAGGGUGCCCACUCCUACCUCAGUCGUUUCGGCCCUCUCACCUACCUCAGGGGAGCUGGCUCCCCCUGGCCUGGCCCCAUCUCCUCUGCCUCCCACCGAAGACCUGGGCCCGGACUUUGAGGACAUGGAAGUGGUGUCAGGACUGAGUGCUGCCGACCUGGACUUUGCAGCCAGCCUGCUGGGGACCGAGCCCUUCCAGGAGGAGAUUGUGGCCGCGGGGGCUGUGGGCAGCAGCCAUGGGGGCCCCGGGGACAGCUCAGAAGAAGAGGCCAGCCCCACCCCUCGCUACAUCCACUUCCCUGUGACGGUGGUGUCCAGCCCCGCCCUCGCCCCUGGCCCGAUCCCUGGAACUCCCCGAAUUGAGCAGCUGGAUGGAGUGGAUGACGGCACGGACAGUGAGGCCGAGGCAGUCCAGCAGCCCCGGGGCCAGGGCACACCGCCUCCAGGGCCCGGUGUGGGCCGAGCUGGCACCCUGGGGGUCGCAGGGGACAGAGCCCGGCCGCCUGAGGACCUUCCUUCAGAAAUCGUGGAUUUUGUAUUGAAGAACCUGGGGGGGCCUGGAGAGGGGGCUGCUGGUCCCAGAGAAGAGUCACUUCCCCCGCCACCUCCUCUGGCCAAUGGCAGCCAGCCCUCCCAAGGCCUGCCCCCCAGCCCGGCCGACCCCGCCCGGACGUUUGCCUGGCUACCAGGGGCCCCUGGGGUCCGGGUGUUGAGCCUGGGCCCUGCUCCUGAGCCCCCCAAACCUGCCACCUCCAAAAUCAUUCUUGUCAACAAGCUAGGGCAAGUGUUUGUGAAGAUGGCUGGGGAGGGCGAGCCCAUGCCUCCCCCAGUAAAGCAGCCCCCUCUGCCCCCAAUCAUCCCUCCCACCGCCCCCGCCUCCUGGACUCUGCCCACAGGGCCCCUGCUCAGCGUGCUGCCGGUGGUGGGUGUGGGGGUGGUGCGCCCCGCACCGCCCCCACCCCCACCCCCAACCCCACUCACACUGGUGUUCAGCAGUGGGCCCCCCAGCCCACCGCGCCAGGCCAUCCGCGUUAAGAGGGUGUCCACCUUCUCGGGCCGCUCCCCACCCGCACCUCCCCCCAACAAGACCCCCCGGCUGGACGAAGAGGGGGAACCCUUGGACGAUGCCCCUCAAGUUCCAGGGCUUGGGAGCAGUGGGUUCAGUCGAGUGAGGAUGAAGACGCCCACAGUGCGUGGGGUCCUCGACCUGGACCAUUCUGGAGAGGAGAGCCCAGGGUCCCUCCAGGAACGCUCCCCUUUGCUGCCACUGCCAGAUGGGGGCCCCCCGCAGGCCCCGGAGGCCCCCUCAGACCUGCUGCUCGAGUCCCAAUGGCACCACUACUCAGGUGAGGCCUCCAGCUCAGAGGAAGAGCCUCUGUCCCCGGAGGACAAGGAGAACCUGGCUCCCAAGCGUGCCGGCCCGCACCUGCGCUUCGAGAUCAGCAGUGAGGACGGCUUCAGCGUGGAGGCCGAGAGUUUGGAGGGGGCCUGGAGAGCUCUUAUUGAGAAAGUGCAGGAGGCCCGAGGGCAUGCACGCCUCCGACAUCUUUCCUUCAGUGGAAUGAGUGGGGCCAGGCUCCUGGGCAUCCACCAUGAUGCUGUCAUCUUCCUGGCCGAGCAGCUGCCAGGGGCUCAGCGCUGCCAGCACUACAAGUUCCGCUACCACCAGCAGGGAGAGGGUCAGGAGGAGCCACCCCUAAACCCCCACGGGGCUGCCCGCGCUGAGGUCUAUCUCCGGAAGUGUACCUUUGACAUGUUCAACUUCCUGGCCUCUCAGCACCGGGUGCUCCCCGAGGGGGCCACCUGCGAUGAGGAAGAGGAUGAAGUGCAGCUCAGGUCCACCAGACGUGCCACCAGCCUGGAGUUGCCCAUGGCCAUGCGUUUUCGCCACCUCAAGAAGACGUCCAAAGAGGCUGUGGGGGUCUACCGGUCGGCCAUCCAUGGGCGAGGCCUGUUCUGCAAGCGCAACAUCGACGCUGGCGAGAUGGUCAUUGAGUACUCGGGCAUCGUCAUCCGUUCCGUGCUGACGGACAAGCGGGAGAAGUUCUACGAUGGCAAGGGCAUCGGGUGCUACAUGUUCCGCAUGGAUGACUUCGACGUGGUGGAUGCCACAAUGCAUGGCAACGCUGCCCGCUUCAUCAACCACUCGUGUGAGCCCAACUGCUUCUCGCGUGUCAUCCACGUGGAGGGUCAGAAGCACAUUGUCAUCUUUGCCCUGCGCCGCAUCCUGCGUGGGGAGGAGCUCACGUACGACUACAAGUUCCCCAUCGAAGAUGCCAGCAACAAGCUGCCCUGCAACUGCGGUGCCAAGCGCUGCCGCCGCUUCCUCAACUGACAAGAAGCUCGCCAUGGCUCCAGUCCUCCCAGAGUGCCUCCCUCCUCCCUCCUGCUCAGGGCGGAGUGGGGCACCCCGGCCGGGCCCUGCAUCCACCCCACCAGGCUACCCAGCCAUCACCCCCUUCCCGCCCUGGGGACCCAGGAUGUAGAUACUGUACAAAGGUUUCUAAAUCCCUUCUUUUCUAUGCACUUUUUUAUUUAAGAGGGGGGGGCUUCCAGGUGGGAACCCCUCACAAUAAAGUCUGUCAAUGUUUGGA
This is a messenger RNA of Dipodomys ordii (Ord's kangaroo rat), 8398 nucleotides long. RefSeq names its product lysine (K)-specific methyltransferase 2B (gene Kmt2b). Lineage: Eukaryota; Metazoa; Chordata; Mammalia; Rodentia; Heteromyidae. Gene Ontology annotation, cellular component: histone methyltransferase complex; nucleus. The transcript has 38 exons. Gene Ontology annotation, biological process: positive regulation of DNA-templated transcription. The coding region runs from base 1 to 8139 and encodes 2712 amino acids. The record is from RefSeq and is a predicted model, not a curated record. Gene Ontology annotation, molecular function: zinc ion binding; DNA binding; protein binding.